CAGUUCACUGUCCAGUGUCCACGUGAGGUUGGCAUUUUGAUCGGAAGGCAGUAGAGAUCUUGCUCACUUUUCUCCUCUAGUUCUUCUGGAGCUUUCUCUAGUCGUUUGUGUGAUCCUCUUUUAUUGUAAAGAAACAGUCCUAGCUCUGUUAUAAUGUCAGAAGAUUGGGACGAUGAGCCACCUAGCCUUGGCGUCAUGCCAUCUUUCUCUACUGGUUUCAGUAGUAAUGGUGGAGCUGAUGCUGGUGGAGGUGGUUGGGGUGGCAACAACAGUUCCGAAGAAGUAACACAAAAGUUUGAGUCGAUGACAUUCUCUGCUAAAGGAGGUAGAGGUGGAUUUGGUGGUAGAAGUGGUGGGGAUGAGGGAGGUAGAAGAGGAGGAGGUUUCGGUGGUAGGAGAGGCGGAAGAAGAGAAGGAGGAGGAGGAUUUGGCUCCUCUGAUGGUGAAGGAGGUGGCUGGAAGAAUGGUGGCAGCAGUGGUGGUGGUGGUUUUGGUGGUGGCUUUAAGAAAUUUGGUGAUAGAGAUGGAGAUGAAGGCGGUGAGAGUAGAGGCUUUGGCAGCCGUGGAUUUGGUGGAGGUAGUAAUGGCUUUGGAAGAGACAGGGAUGGUGAUGGUGACAGUGAAGGGAGUGCCUUUGGAAGGAGAGGAGGAAGAGGUGGAGGUUUUGGUGGUAGAGGAGGCAGACGAGGCGGCUUUGGUGGUCAGAGAGACAAUGACAAUGGUGAAGAUGGUGGUGAGAGCAGAGGUGGUGGAUUCAGAAGUGGAGGAGGUUUUGGAGGCGGUGGAUUUAGAGGUGGGGAAGAUGGUGAGAGUCGACGUGGCGGAGGUUUUGGCGGCGGAUUUGGCAGGCGAGGAGGCAACGAUGACGAUCAAGAUGGUGGUGGAGGUGGUGGUUUUGGCGGAAGGAGAGGAGGCGGAUUCAGUGGUAGAUCUGGAGGCGGCGGGGGGUUUAGAAGAGGCGACGAUAAUGAAGACGAGGGAGGGGACGGAGAAGAACGCAGAGGAGGCGGGUUUGGUAGGAGAGGAGGAGGAGGAGAUAAAGAAGAAUCAGGUGAUGCUCCUCGUCGCGAAGUCUACAUCCCUCCUGCACCCGCUGACGACGAAGGCUCCAUUUUUGAAACCAUCAACGCCGGGAUCAACUUUGAUCGAUACGAUGAUAUUCCCGUCGACGUGAGUGGGCGUGAUCCUCCCGGGAACAUAACAUCGUUUGACGAGUGCGGGUUCUUUCAGACAACGAGCGAGAACAUUGCAAAGUGUAAAUAUACGAGACCCACUCCAGUACAGAAGUAUUCCAUUCCUAUUAUAAUGAAGGGACGAGAUCUAAUGGCAUGUGCUCAGACCGGUUCGGGAAAAACAGCUGCAUUCCUUCUUCCUUCCAUCACUCGUCUCAUCAGUGAAAACAUCCCAGGCGCCAGCCGAAAUGAUACCCAGUCGCCGGAAGUACUCAUAAUCUCUCCCACAAGGGAACUCACACUACAGAUAUACAAUGAGGCUAGGAAGUUCACGCACAAUUCUAUUUAUCGCCCGGUCGUGGUUUAUGGCGGUACUAGCGUAGGCCAUCAGCUGAGACAGGUUGAAGGAGGCUGCAAUAUGUUGGUCUGUACUCCUGGAAGACUUAUUGACUUCUUACAGAGAAAGAAAGUGUUACUUGAUAAUAUCAAGAUAUUUAUACUGGAUGAAGCUGACCGUAUGCUUGAUAUGGGGUUUGGUCCUGAGAUAAGACGUGUUGUCCAGGACUUUGAUAUGCCGGAAAAAGGAAAGAGACAGACUCUUAUGUUCUCUGCAACUUUCCCUGAGGAGAUCCAGCAACUUGCUGCUGAUUUUCUUGAAGACUACUUGUUCCUUACAGUUGGUAGAGUGGGAGGGGCCACUAGUGACAUACAACAAAAAGUCAUCGAGAUUGGGGAGUACGAGAGACGUGACAAACUCAUUGAAAUACUCUCGUCAGCAGGUCAAGAGCGUGUGCUGGUAUUUGUAGAGACAAAGAGAAGUGCUGAUUUCUUAGCUACUUCAUUAUCACAAUCAGGAUACCCAGCCACUAGUAUUCAUGGUGAUCGUUUCCAGAGGGAGCGGGAAGAGGCUCUCCGUGAUUUCAGAAACGGUCGUGCUCCGGUCCUCAUUGCCACGUCUGUCGCUGCCCGUGGGCUCGACAUUCCUGAAGUGAAGCACGUCAUCAACUACGACCUGCCACAACAGAUUGAUGAGUACGUUCACCGUAUCGGGCGAACAGGACGUAUUGGUAAUAAAGGACUGGCUACCGCCUUUUUUCAGAAAGAUAAAGACAUGGCAUUGGCUAGGAGUCUUGUUAAGAUAUUAACUGAUGCUGAACAGGAUGUACCUGAUUUCCUUGAGGAGUGUGCUGAAAGUGCUGCUGGAACUAACUUUGGACCAAGUGGAGGACAAUUUGCCUCUCGUGACAUCAGAUCUGGUGGGCGUGGCUCCCAAAGAGGUGGUCGUAGUGGAGGCAGCUCCUGGGGAGGUGGCGGAGGAUUCAGUGACAAUUUUGGAGACGGGGGAGCGAGUUCCGGGGGCGGAUUUACCUCUUCUUCCGGAAUGGGAGGGGGCGGAGGAGGAGGAGGAGGAGGGGGAGAAGAAGAUGAAGAAUGGUAGCUUAUACUGUCUCAUAUUACCUCCAGAUCUCUAUAUUAUACAUGGACUAAGAAUAAUCAGACUUACUUGUACUAUUAUUAUUAUUAUUAUUAUUAUAUUAUAACUACUAGUGAAUGCAUUAUAUAUUUCAAGGCUUGCCUCACCAUGUGCAUUUGUUGUUCUACUGUUGUUAAUUUCUUCUAACUGUUUCACACAAUCAAAGCAUUUAUGGACCUAAUAAUGUUGUAUCAUUGUUGUUUUUCGUUAUUAUUAUUAUUUUUGUUGUUGAUUUAGUUUUGACUUAAAAUGUAUCAAUCAAUUUUCUAUUUGAUCCAAUGUUAUAUCUAAAUUUUGAUUAUGAAAAGUUUCAAUUUGA
Amphimedon queenslandica is the source of this 2965-nucleotide messenger RNA. RefSeq names its product DEAD-box ATP-dependent RNA helicase 37-like. The record is from RefSeq and is a predicted model, not a curated record. The transcript is spliced from 17 exons. Bases 154 to 2610 code for a protein of 818 amino acids. Gene Ontology annotation, molecular function: nucleic acid binding; ATP binding; RNA helicase activity. NCBI's taxonomy places the organism in Eukaryota, Metazoa, Porifera, Demospongiae, Haplosclerida, Niphatidae.